CUGCGGCGUCAGCGGGCAGGGCAGGCGGGUGCAGGCAUGGAGGGCAGCGGGCAGCACUCAGCCCCCGCUGUGCCCCCGGGCCAGCCCCAGGGGGACCGUCUCCAGCUCCUGCUGCGCCGCAGCCGGGAGGCCAAAAAUUGUGCCUACUGCCCCUACAGCCGCUUCCCGGUGGGAGCUGCGCUGCUCACGUCCGGUGGGAGAUUUGGCUCCGGGUGCAACGUGGAGAACGCCUGCUACAACCUGGGGAUGUGUGCUGAGCGAGCUGCCAUCCAAAAAGCCAUCUCGGAGGGGCACACCAGCUUCAAGGCCAUGGCCAUCGCCAGUGACAUGGGGGACUUCAUCACACCCUGCGGCGCCUGCAGACAAGUGAUGAGAGAGUUUGGCACGGACUGGGAUGUCUACCUGACCAAAGCAGAUGGCACCUACAUUGUCAAGAGGCUGGAGGAGCUGCUGCCACUCUCCUUUGGCCCUGAGGACCUGAAGAAGGUGUGACCAGCAUGGCCACCACCAUCCUUUGCCCCUGGGGCAGCAGAGGAGGAUGGUUUUCCCCAGUUUCCUCGGUGUGUAAGCAGCUUUUUGGGGAAGACACAGUUGGAAAUGCAUUUGUAGUGCUGUUCCUCUCAUCUUCUGAUUCAGUGUUGAUUCACAGGCACUGGCUCCACCUCCCCCGGAGGAAACAACAAAAUCAAAUCACAGAAAUUCCCUGUUAUUAGUAAAAAAAUGUGCAGAUAUCCUUGUAGCCAAGGAAGGAGUUGAGUUUGAUGCAUGGCUCAAUUUCGGGCUUGUUGAUACAGAAACAACUCCUAAAUAAUGCAAAAUCAUUGCUUGGGAAAAUUCUGGAUUCUUCGGCUCUGAAGAGAGGUGAAAGCCAAAAGGAAAUGCUCCAUCAGCCCCAGCAGUAAUUAAUGAGCCAGUCCAGAUUAGGUGGAUUGCUGGGAUGGGAUGGUUAUUGCACUGAGCGUGUCCUUUGCUCGUUUCUCUCCAGCUUGUUUUCCUCACUUUUGUUCCAUUUAUGGGGGAGAAGAGAAUGAAGAAUUUUUGACUGCUUCUGCAGAGUUUUGUGCCUCCAGAGUAGUGCCAUUUGCUGAUUGUACUAUUGAUUUAACUAUGCACGAUGACAAAUGAAUGUGUGGUAUUUCCCAACCAAUGCUGGGUUGGGCAUUUCAGCCCAUGCCCAAGCCAAAUAAAAGCUGUUC
Manacus vitellinus (golden-collared manakin) is the source of this 1196-nucleotide messenger RNA. It is a transcript of the gene CDA, whose product is annotated as cytidine deaminase. The coding region runs from base 37 to 492 and encodes 151 amino acids. Lineage: Eukaryota; Metazoa; Chordata; Aves; Passeriformes; Pipridae. The transcript has 4 exons. Gene Ontology annotation, molecular function: cytidine deaminase activity; zinc ion binding. The record is from RefSeq and is a predicted model, not a curated record. Gene Ontology annotation, cellular component: cytosol.